AUGCUGCCGACCCUCACCCUCCUCCUGGGGCUGCCCCUCGCGCUCACCGCCGAGCCCCCCAGCUGCACCACGAUCGUCCCGGUCACCUUCGACAAUGCCACCAUCCCUGGGAUCCUGGGACAGUGGAUCUACAUCGCCGGCGCCUCCAAGUACCCACCUCACCUGGAGGAGCUGAAGGCGAUAAAGCACGCGACUUUUUCCUUCUCUCCUGGCAGCCACGAGGACGAGCUCAACGUCACCGAAAUCAUGAGACUGAACGAGACGUGCGUGGUGGAUAACACCAGCAAGGUCCAUGUCUUUCAGCACAACUCCACCCUGAUGCACGUCAAUGGGCAGGUGACUUCCAUGGCCAAGCUGAUCCAAAGUGACAAGGACCUGCUGAUCAUGAAGCACCUCAAUGCCAACUUCCCAGGUCUGAGCCUCUCAGCUCGGACGCCCAAUGUAAGCAAGGAGCACCUGGAGGAGUUCAAAGCCCAACUGCACUGCCUGGGCUUCACUGAGGAUGAGGUGUUCUUCAUGUCUGAAAAGGUCUGA
Messenger RNA from Antrostomus carolinensis (chuck-will's-widow), 534 nucleotides. Its product is annotated as alpha-1-acid glycoprotein 1. The coding region runs from base 1 to 534 and encodes 177 amino acids. The record is from RefSeq and is a predicted model, not a curated record. NCBI's taxonomy places the organism in Eukaryota, Metazoa, Chordata, Aves, Caprimulgiformes, Caprimulgidae. The transcript has 5 exons.